AUGUCUGGACGCGCUGCUGGAAAGCAAAAGCCCCUAAAAGCCCCCAAGAAGGAGAAGAAGGAACUAGAUGACGUGAGGGCUAAUUUUUCUCUUUUCUUUGUUUUAUUAGUUCUGGGCGCGUCAGAGGUCCCUCGACCACGUGUCGAAAUUCCUGCUCCGCCCAGACUUCCCGUUGAGAUUGAUGACAUCGCGCUCAAACAGAAACAGAAAGCCGACGCUGCUGCACUGAAGGAAGCUCAGGCUAAAGUUGCGAAGGGAGGUGCGCCUGGAGGAGGUAUCAAGAAAUCAUCCGGAAAGAAGUAA
Cantharellus anzutake is the source of this 303-nucleotide messenger RNA. RefSeq lists its product as uncharacterized. The record is from RefSeq and is a predicted model, not a curated record. NCBI's taxonomy places the organism in Eukaryota, Fungi, Basidiomycota, Agaricomycetes, Cantharellales, Hydnaceae. Bases 1 to 303 code for a protein of 100 amino acids. The transcript has 6 exons.